Molecule: messenger RNA, 676 nt
Organism: Cynara cardunculus var. scolymus (artichoke)
Lineage: Eukaryota; Viridiplantae; Streptophyta; Magnoliopsida; Asterales; Asteraceae
Product: heat shock factor-binding protein 1-like
Exons: 5
Coding region: 141-380 (79 amino acids)
Biological process (GO): cellular heat acclimation
Cellular component (GO): cytosol; nucleus
Molecular function (GO): transcription corepressor activity
Source: RefSeq, a predicted model, not a curated record
GCUUUUGAAUUUGUAAUUUUGUAUAAAUCGUGUGGCAAAGUGGUAAUUUGAGACCAUCAAACUUCAAAGGGAACGUAAUUGCAGAAACCUCCCAACGAGGGCGAGGAGCCACAGAGCUGUGAAUCGAUUCACAUUCAAAAAUGGAUGGAAAAGAUGAUGGCAAGCAAAAUACUGCUGACAUGACACAGUUUGUUCAAACCCUCCUCCAGCAGAUGCAAAACAGAUUCCAAACGAUGUCAGACUCGAUUGUUUCAAAGAUCGAUGAGAUGGGAGAAAGGAUAAGUGAGUUGGAGCAGAGCAUCAACGACCUUAGAGCAGAGAUGGGAGCUGAGGGCUCUCCACCUCCUGCGGCACCAUCGAAGAAGCCUGAUGAAGGUUGAAUAAAAWUUUCCAAGGGGUUCGGUUCCCAUUAUCCAAAAAAAAAAAACUUAUGAAGGUUCUGCAUAGCACUUUCCAGAUCAAAUACCCCUCCCUAGACAAAUGAGAUCCGGUUUUGUGCGUAACUUUUGUUUUCAUUAUCACAUACCAGAUUAGAAAUUUAAAAAUGGUGAUAAUAUCUAUGUUAUUUUUGGUAUUCUUGUUAUGCUGCUGGUUUAGGAUGUUUGAACAUGAAUACCCCUUUUCAUUAUUUGGAGUUAUCAUCAUACAUAAAUACAUAAUGAUACUUAAAAGYGUA